CGAACCAUGGUCCUCCCAUGGCCUGAGAGUUCCCAUCUCCCAUCGGCACCACCGUCCCCGCCGCCGCCAUCAUGCCAUCGCCGGCCAGUCGAUCUCCGCCGCUCCUCCUCCUCGUCCCUUUCCUUCUCCUUCUUCUCUUCUCCGCCGCUUCCGCCUGGAAGAAGGACGAAUUCCGGAACUGCAACCAGACCCCCUUCUGCAAGCGCGCCCGCGGCCGCAAGGCCCACUCCGUCCCAUCCCUCUCCACCGCCGACAUCUCCAUCUCCGACGGCGCCGUUGUCGCCCGCCUCCUCCCCUCGCAACCCCUCCGCCAGGCCACCGACGGCGACGACCCCGAGUCCGACACCGUUCCCCCUCGUCCCCUCCUUCUCCGCAUCUCCGUCUACCAGGGCGGCGUCCUUCGCCUCCAUAUCGACGAGGACGCCUCCGCUCCCCGCCGUCGCUUCCAGGUCCCCGACGUCCUCCUUCCGGACCUCGACGACCGCCGCCUUUGGCUAUCCCGACUCUCCUCCCCCGCCGCCGGAUCCUCCUCCUUCUACCUCGCUGAGGGAUUCGAGGCCGUUCUCGUCCACGACCCCUUCCAGAUCCAGGUCCGCCGUAAGGGCUCGGGAGAGCCCGUCCUCUCCUUCAAUUCCCACGGACUCUUCGACUUCGAGCAGCUGAGAGCCAAGAAGAACGACGACGAGGACUGGGAGGAGCGGUUCCGGGGCCACACCGAUACCCGGCCGCACGGCCCCCAGUCGAUCAGCUUCGACAUCUCCUUCCACGGCGCCGACUUCGUCUACGGCAUCCCCGAGCACGCGUCCACAUCCCUCGCCCUCCGCCCCACCAGCGGUCCUGGCGUCGAAUUCUCGGAGCCUUAUCGUCUCUUUAACCUCGAUGUCUUCGAGUACCUUGAUGAUUCCCCCUUUGGGCUCUAUGGCUCCAUUCCCUUCAUGCUCUCCCACGGCGCCCGAUCCUCCUCUGGCUUCUUCUGGCUCAAUGCCGCCGAGAUGCAGAUUGAUGUCCUAGGCCCCGGGUGGGACGACCCGGCCGCGCCGGCCAAGGACAGGAUCGACACCGUGUGGAUGAGCGAGGCCGGGGUUGUUGAUGCCUUCUUCUUUGUAGGGCACGAGCCCAAGGAUGUGCUGCGGCAGUACACGGGCAUCACCGGGACCCCUGCGAUGCCGCAGGAGUUCGCCGUAGCUUACCAUCAGUGCCGGUGGAAUUACCGGGACGAGGAGGAUGUUGCAGCUGUGGAUGCUGGGUUCGAUGAGCAUGAUAUUCCUUAUGAUGUGCUGUGGCUUGACAUCGAGCACACCGAUGGGAAGCGGUACUUCACUUGGGACAGAGUGCUGUUCCCCAACCCACAGGAGAUGCAGGGGAAGUUGGCGGCCAAGGGGAGACACAUGGUGACGAUCGUUGACCCUCACAUCAAGCGGGAUGAUUCCUUCUACAUACACAAGGAGGCCAGCGAGAGGGGGUACUACGUGAAGGAUGCAUCAGGGAAGGAUUUUGAUGGGUGGUGCUGGCCAGGCUCCUCGUCGUAUCUGGAUGUGUUGAAUCCAGAGAUUCGAGAAUGGUGGGCUGAGAAAUUCUCCUUCGAGAACUAUGUGGGUUCAACUCCAUCAUUGUAUAUAUGGAAUGACAUGAAUGAGCCUUCAGUCUUCAAUGGCCCUGAGAUUAGCAUGCCCAGGGAUGCCAUACAUUUUGGGGAUGUAGAGCACCGGGAAUUACAUAAUGCAUAUGGGUACUACUUCCACAUGGCUACAUCAAAUGGACUUCUAAAGCGAGGUAAUGGAAAAGAUAGGCCAUUUGUGUUGUCACGGGCUUUCUUUGCUGGAAGCCAACGGUAUGGUGCAGUAUGGACUGGAGAUAAUACUGCAGAUUGGGACCAUCUCAGAGCUUCAGUUCCAAUGAUUUUAACACUUGGUCUUACUGGCAUGACAUUCUCUGGUGCCGAUGUUGGUGGAUUCUUUGGCAACCCAGAACCUGAACUGUUAGUGCGUUGGUACCAACUAGGUGCUUAUUACCCUUUCUUUAGAGCUCAUGCUCAUCAGGACACUAAGAGACGGGAACCUUGGUUAUUUGGAGAGCGCAACACUGCUCUGAUAAGAGAGGCAGUACAUGUUCGAUAUUCAUUGUUACCAUAUUAUUAUACACUAUUCAGAGAGGCUAGUGUAAGUGGCAUCCCUGUCAUGCGCCCUUUGUGGCUAGAAUUUCCUGCUGAUAAAGAAACAUAUAACAAUGGUGAGGCUUUCAUGGUUGGGCCAAGUUUGUUGGUCCAAGGGAUUUACGAAGAGAGGCAAAAAUCUGUGUCAGUUUAUCUUCCUGCUGGGCAGUCUUGGUAUAACCUGAGAAAUGGAGUUUCAUAUGCCGGUGGUGUAUCUCACAAACUGGAAGUUUCAGAAGACAGCAUACCCACUUUCCAGAGGGCAGGAACUAUAAUACCCAGGAAGGACAGAUUUAGGCGUAGUUCUACUCAAAUGGUGAAUGAUCCUUACACGCUGGUGAUAGCUCUGAAUGGUUCAUUUGCUGCUGAAGGAGAGCUUUAUGUUGAUGAUGGCAAAACCUAUGACUUCGAGCAGGGGGCAUACAUCCAUCGCCGUUUUAUCUUUGCCGAUCUCAAGCUAACAUCAGUAAAUAUUCACCCUGCCAAUUUAGGAGGGAAGUUCCCUUCAGACUGUGUUAUAGAAAGGAUUGUUCUUCUAGGGUUACCAUCUGGGGCAAAGAAAGCUGUGAUUGAACCUGGAAAUCGUGAGGCUAACGUUGAACUUGGUCCUCUCACUCUGCGAGGAGGGUCAAGCCCGGAUGCAAUUACAGUCCGAAAGCCCAAUGUCCACAUUGCAGAUGACUGGACUCUCAGGAUAUUAUAAUACCCUGAUUUUUGCUGGAUAAGGAGUACUCAUGUUAGUCUUAAAUCAUAUUCAAGAGCAAUAUUGUUCAUUACUCUUUGUGCAUCUGUUGUGACCUACGAAACCUUUUUCAUGCAUGUUUGUGAUGCGUGCGGAUAGAAUUUUGUUAUGUUCCAAAUGAUUUGUUGCUGGUGGUUAAUGGUGAUCAGCUUCUAUACUUGUCAAGGUUGGGACGUCCUGAGAGAUGCCUUAAGACU
Messenger RNA from Elaeis guineensis (African oil palm), 3091 nucleotides. Its product is annotated as probable glucan 1,3-alpha-glucosidase. Gene Ontology annotation, biological process: carbohydrate metabolic process; N-glycan processing. Lineage: Eukaryota; Viridiplantae; Streptophyta; Magnoliopsida; Arecales; Arecaceae. Gene Ontology annotation, molecular function: alpha-glucosidase activity; carbohydrate binding. The record is from RefSeq and is a predicted model, not a curated record.